This is a messenger RNA of Lingula anatina, 2001 nucleotides long. RefSeq names its product liver carboxylesterase 1. The record is from RefSeq and is a predicted model, not a curated record. NCBI's taxonomy places the organism in Eukaryota, Metazoa, Brachiopoda, Lingulata, Lingulida, Lingulidae.
UUAUGGUCACUGCGUGCUCUUUGGUAUUCAGUGGCAGCUGGGCCGGGAUUAGAGGAGCCAAUAACACUAUUGAAGGGCAGCACGAUUAUAAUGCCGGUUUCACAACUGACACAGUGAGUAACAGUUCAGUAAAUCGUUCGAUAUACAUGUAGAUCAGAAUGGCGGCUGCCUUUAUUUUAGCCAUUACGGUAUUGUUCAUGGUCGGCACGAAUCAGGCGAAAAUCCUUGAAACGAAGCUUGGUAAAAUCCGUGGGAAGACAGAGACGUUAAACGGGAAGGAGAUAGACGUGUACCUCGGUAUUCCAUAUGCAGAGCCUCCGCUUGGACACCUACGCUUUCGCAAACCGGCACCCAAGAAGCCGUGGACUCGCACCAUAGAUGCCACCGAAUACGGACCAUCGUGUACACAGAUAGUCCUGCCCGGGAUGAUAAUCUCGUUAUCCCACACGGAUAUCUCUGAAGAUUGCCUCAAUCUCAAUGUGUACGUCCCUGUAUCUGAAAAUACGGCACCCAAGGCAGUAAUGGUCUGGAUACACGGUGGCGCCUACUCCAACGGCCAGGGGAUGGCGACCCCCUGCCAAGAAUUGGCUUUGCAUGGUGAUAUCGUGUGCGUCACCAUAAACUACAGGUUGGGUAUUUUUGGAUUUCUGUCGACAACCGACGAACACGCGCGAGGCAAUUUCGGACUCUGGGAUCAGCACGAAGCUCUGAAAUGGGUCAAAGAGCACAUAUCAGCCUUCGGUGGCGAUCCAGACAGAAUCACCAUCUUCGGUGAAUCGGCCGGAGGAUCGAGUGUGCAACACCAAGCAGUGACGAGGUAUAAUAUUGGGUUGGUGAAACGAGCCAUCGCCCAGAGCACGCCCACUUUUAGCAACGGGUUUUCGAUCUCAAGGAGCCCACUUCGUUUUGCCAAAAAUUUAGCCCGUAAACUUAAUUGUGACACUACGGACAACCAAGAUCUUACUGACACCCUCAAAUUGGUUAACUGCCUGCGUUUGGUUUCGGCCGAGGCCCUUCUGAAUAAAACUUUAGAGCUAAUACAACCGGACUACACGAAGGACGAUUCCUCCUUCGAAAUGGCUGUCGGUCCAGUAGAAGAUGGUGAUUUUGUACCAUAUGGAAUUAUGGAAUAUUUCUCAGCUUCCAAGAAGAAAAACUACCCAGAAAUGGACGACGCGUUCGGUAAAAUUGAUUGGAUGAUCGGUUCGGUAGCAGACGAAGGGAAUCUUAUGCUUUACAUGUCGGCCAUGUUGCAAGAGGCAGAUGGGUACAAUUUUACUUCCGGGAUACCAGAAAACAUCAUAAAUACAAAAACUGUCAAUCCGAUAGCGAGAACGUUUUACCCAGAAAUCCAAGAAUCGGCUAAAAGGCACAUUCAUGACUUUUACACUCACAAGGCGGACCCAAUAGAAAACACCCUAGCUCUGCGAGAUCUCUUGAGCGAUGUCAUGUUCCACCAACACGUUGUCGAAUCAAGCUUGGCCCACCUGAGAUCACAGAGUAACACCCAGAAAUCAGCCACCUACGCCUAUCUGAUCAGCCACAUUUUGAGCGGGAAGAAUUUUAUGGACUUUACCAUGGGCUUCAGCCUGCCGCCCUGGACAAAGUGUGCGGCACACACGGAUGACAUAAUCCUGGUGUUCGGAAAACAUAUCGCCAAAGAAGGCGUGGAAGUCGAGUGGAGCGAGGAGGACCAGGCCACGGCGGAAGCCGUGAUGACGUAUUGGACCAACUUUGCUAAAACCGGAAAUCCAAAUCAAGGACGCCCACUAGAGGGCGUUCCAACAUGGGAGGAGUACACCAAGGAAAAGAAGGGCUACAUCAACAUUGGCAAACAAACUGAGAUGGGAUACGAUCUACUGCCAGAGAGGAUGAAGCUGUGGACGCAUACAAUUCCAGGGGAGAUUGAAAGAGCAAAGACACAAAAGACGGAAUUGUAAAACAGAGCAUUUAAAAGACAACCGACUUACACCUGUACAAAUAAUACCAGUAUACAAUGUA